UGUAAUGUAAGGUACUAAUUCAGGUCACCCUCAACGUUUCCACCCCUACACAUUGCUUCAACUAUCUCUUAUGCUAUUCCAAUACUUCUUUAAAUUCAAGCCUUCUUCCCCAAUUCUCUCCCAGCCCACAGAAUCUCUCACACCAGACACAAAAAGGAGAGAGCUUCCAAACCAUCGUCAUGAAGAACACAAACACCAACACCAAAUUCAUCCUUCUCCACCCUUAUAUCCAAAAACAAGGAAGCUCCAAUCGCUUAUGGCUCCUAGCCUUUAUAUCAAUCCUCACCCUCGCUUUCCUCGUCACUCUCAUUUACACCAGAGAAUCCACCUUCAUCACCACCGCAACUUCUUCGGUCAUUGCUUCUUCCAGUGCCCCAGUUUCUGGUCUCGGAACUGCUCCUUUGCCCGCCACCGUGAUCAACACUCUUCUCCACUACGCCUCAAAAUCCAACGACACCAACCGCAUGCCACAUUCAGACCUCAAACCCAUCUCUGACGUGCUCCGCAAGUGCUCGUCCCCGUGCAACUUACUCAUCUUCGGUCUCACAUCCGAAACCCUUCUCUGGAAAGCCCUCAACCACUACGGCAGAACCGUGUUCAUCGACGAAAACCGUUAUUACGCUGCAUAUUACGAAGAACUGCACCCAGAAAUCGACGCCUACGACGUGCAAUACACCACCAAGAGAAGCGAGAUGAAGGAGCUCAUAGCCUCUGCUAAAGAACGGGUAGCCAACGAGUGCAAGCCAGUGCAGAAUCUUCUGUUUUCAGACUGCAAACUGGGACUCAACGACCUUCCCAACCACGUGUACGAGGUUGACUGGGAUAUCAUAUUGGUGGACGGGCCACGUGGGGACUGGCCCGACGCCCCUGGAAGGAUGUCGGCGAUCUUCACCGCUGGUGUUCUGGCGAGGAGCAAAAAGGGUGGGAACCCUAAGACUCAUGUGUUUGUGCAUGACUUCUCCGGGGAAGUGGAAAAGGUUUGUGGGAGUGAGUUUCUAUGCAGUGAGAAUUUGUUGGAGGCAAGUGAGAAUUUGGGGCAUUAUGUGGUGGAAAGAAUGGACGAGAGCAGUGUUCAGUAUUGUAAGAAUCACUCUUCUUCUGGGUCAGGGAAUAAUGCUUCAUCAACGUAACGUAACUACUUCUUUCGCCAUAAGAAAGCUGCUCAGAAUCAUGUUAGUCACCAUUGUUUCGCCAUCCCUCUGGGUAUUUAUCAUCCUUUUUCCAUUCCUACAUUUUUGUUUAUUUCUUCCUGGCUGGGGCCUGUAAAAAUAAUUCUUUUUUGAAUUUUCCCUUUCCAUUUUAUGCCUCUCAAAAUUGUAAUUUCUUCUGUUAAUUCAAAUUUCCACUUUUCAAUUCA
Messenger RNA from Vigna angularis (adzuki bean), 1357 nucleotides. Its product is annotated as protein IRX15-LIKE. The record is from RefSeq and is a predicted model, not a curated record. NCBI's taxonomy places the organism in Eukaryota, Viridiplantae, Streptophyta, Magnoliopsida, Fabales, Fabaceae. The transcript has a single exon. Bases 180 to 1130 code for a protein of 316 amino acids. Gene Ontology annotation, biological process: xylan biosynthetic process.